AUGGAAGCAUUUCAAAAGAUUCACCCAUUAGAAUUUUAUAGAAAAUAUUUAGUUAGAUCAGUUAGACCAGAUGGUAGAUCUUUAGACGAUAUAAGAAAGACAACAAUUUCAACAGGUUCAAUAACCACAGCAGAUGGUUCAUCAUUUGUAAAAAUUGGUAGUACAUCAGUAGUUUGUGGUGUUAGAGCCGAAGUUGGUGAAAAACCGUCAAUUGAUAAAUCAAAAUUUUCAACAUUAAAUGUUCAUGAAAAUAAAAAUAUAUUUAUAAAUAUAGAAUUAGGACCAAUUUGUUCAAAUACAUUUUCAUCAAGUAAACCUUCAGAUAUAGCAAUGUCAUUAUGCUCAAGAUUAAAUUCACUUAUAAAUCGUUUAGAGAUACCAGAAACAGAUUAUUACUUUGAUGAAGAAGGUAAAGCAUUAUGGUAUUUAUAUGUAGAUGUUUAUUGUUUAGAUUAUGAUGGAAAUAUAUAUGAUGCUGCUGUACUUUCAAUAAUAUCAGCUCUUAAAAAUGUAAAAUUACCAAAAGGAAUUAUUGAGAAUAAUGAUGAAUUUUAUAAAGAUUUAGAAUCACCACAACGUAAAUUAAAUAUUCAACAUUAUUUAAUCCCAUUAUCAUUUUCAGUAAUUGAUGACUAUAUACUAGCAGAUCCAUCAUUAGAUGAAGAGAAAUUAUCAUCAGGUACAAUUAAUAUUACAUAUAAUGAAUUAAAUGAAAUUUGUUUAUUACUUUCAAGUGGAACAAGUUUAAUAUCAAAAACAAAUUUAAAAACUUGUAUGGAAAAAGCAAAAGAAAGAUCUACUUUCAUUAUAGAUUUAAUAAAUAAUAGUAAUAAUAAUGAUAAUAAUAAUAAUAAUAAUAAUAAUGUAGAAAUGAAAGAAUAA
Dictyostelium discoideum AX4 is the source of this 882-nucleotide messenger RNA. RefSeq lists its product as hypothetical. The coding region runs from base 1 to 882 and encodes 293 amino acids. The transcript has 3 exons. The record is from RefSeq and is a predicted model, not a curated record. NCBI's taxonomy places the organism in Eukaryota, Evosea, Eumycetozoa, Dictyosteliales, Dictyosteliaceae. Gene Ontology annotation, biological process: RNA processing; RNA catabolic process. Gene Ontology annotation, cellular component: nucleolus; cytoplasm; exosome (RNase complex).